Molecule: messenger RNA, 2570 nt
Organism: Helianthus annuus (common sunflower)
Lineage: Eukaryota; Viridiplantae; Streptophyta; Magnoliopsida; Asterales; Asteraceae
Product: long chain acyl-CoA synthetase 8
Exons: 12
Coding region: 194-2356 (720 amino acids)
Cellular component (GO): endoplasmic reticulum; membrane
Molecular function (GO): long-chain fatty acid-CoA ligase activity
Source: RefSeq, a predicted model, not a curated record
UAAAAACAAGUUUCUCGAAAGGAUCAUACACAUACUGUCCGUACUGAUGAUAUUAAAACUUCUAUUUAUACACUAAUCCGUUUCCCAGGCUAUACUCCAUGGUUUUCUCUGCCACAAAAAGAAACAACAACAAUUUCAUCCAUUUCCAAAGUCUUUCAGAGUAACACGGUAUUGAAGAUUUGGAUUACAUAGAAUGGCUGACACAGAGGGAAGUGAGCAGAUGGAUGUUGGGGGAUCCUUGUCCACCUUCAUGAAAGACAAAUCUUAUGGUGCUGCAAUUGCAGUUCUUUUCGCAGUUGCUGUACCACUGGUUCUUUCUUCAAUGUUCGUAGGGAAGAAGAAGGUGAAACAAAGAGGCGUUCCAGUUGAAGUUGGCGGUGAACCAGGUUUUGGCAUGCGUAAUGUCAGAUCAAAGAAAUUAGUCGAUGUCCCCUGGGAAGGGGCGACAACCAUGGCUGCACUAUUUGAACAAUCAUGUAAGAAACAUUCACAACAUCGGUUUCUUGGCACAAGAAAGUUGAUCGAGAGAAGCUUUAUUGAUGGUAGUGGUGGGAGAAAAUUUGAGAAACUACACCUCGGUGAGUAUGAAUGGGAGACAUUUGGACAAGUAUUUGAGCGCGUUUGCAACUUUGCAUCUGGACUUAUUCAGCUUGGUCAUGAUCCCGAUACUCGUAUAGCUAUUUUUUCUGAUACACGAGCAGAAUGGUUAAUUGCAUUUGAGGGAUGCUUCCGUCAGAAUAUCACUGUAGUGACCAUAUAUGCAUCUUUGGGUGAUGAUGCCUUGAUUCACUCUCUUAACGAGACGAAAGUAUCGACCCUGAUCUGUGAUUCCAAGCUACUGAAAAAAGUGGCUUCAGUUAGUUCGAGCUUGGAAACUGUGACAAAUGUCAUUUACUUUGAAAGUGAUAACACGGAAGCUUUAAGUAAGAUAGGUGAUUGGCAAAUUUCUUCUUUUUCUGAAGUUGAGAAAAUGGGACGGAAUAGUCCGGUUAAAGCUAGACUACCUAUUAAGAAAGACAUUGCAGUCAUCAUGUAUACAAGUGGCAGCACAGGCCUACCAAAGGGGGUGAUGAUGACUCAUGGGAAUGUAGUAGCAACUGCUGCUGCUGUUAUGACUGUUAUCCCAGGAAUUGGGACUAAUGAUGUCUACAUGGCGUAUUUACCAUUGGCUCAUAUAUUUGAAUUGGCUGCUGAGACUGUGAUGAUAACUGCAGGUAGUUCAAUUGGUUAUGGGUCGGCAUUGACUUUAACAGACACUUCUAAUAAGAUAAAAAAAGGAACCAUGGGUGACGCUACGGCUUUAAAACCAACUUUAAUGGCAUCGGUUCCAGCUAUUUUAGAUCGUGUUCGAGACGGAGUUGUAAAAAAGGUUGAGGAAAAAGGAGGUUUGACCACUAAACUUUUUAAUAUUGCCUACCAAAGACGGUUGUUAGCAGUUAAUGGAAGUUGGCUAGGGGCAUGGGGGUUAGAAAAGCUAUUGUGGGAUGCCAUUGUUUUUAAGAAAAUACAGUCUGUGCUCGGGGGAAAAAUGCGCUUUAUGCUAUGUGGUGGUGCCCCUUUAGCUGCUGAUACACAACGAUUUAUUAAUGUCUGCAUCGGGGCUCCAAUUGGUCAAGGAUAUGGGCUGACCGAAACCUGUGCUGGAGCUGCUUUCUCUGAGGCAGAUGAUAAUUCUGUUGGGCGUGUUGGUCCACCUCUUCCUUGUGUCUAUAUUAAGCUUGUUUCAUGGGAUGAAGGCGGGUAUCUAACAUCUGACAAACCAAUGCCACGUGGCGAAGUUGUAGUUGGUGGGUAUAGUGUAACUGCCGGUUACUUCAACAAUGAGGAAAAAACAAAAGAGGUUUUCAAGGUUGACGAAAGUGGUAUGCGUUGGUUUUACACCGGGGACAUCGGUAGGUUUCACCCCGAUGGAUGCCUUGAAAUAAUUGAUAGGAAAAAAGAUAUUGUAAAACUCCAACACGGAGAGUACAUUUCCUUGGGAAAGGUUGAGGCUGCACUUGCAUCAAGCAAGUAUGUCGAAAAUGUAAUGUUACACGCAGACCCCUUCCACAGCUACUGUGUUGCCUUAGUAGUCCCUCCACAUCAAGUUCUUGAGCAGUGGGCGCAAAAUGCGGGUAUCAGUUAUAAAGAUUUUGCUGAUCUGUGUGAUAAAAAGGAAUCUGUCUCUGAGGUUCUGCAAUCUCUUAACAAGGUAGCAAAAGAUGCAAAGUUGGACAAGUUUGAAAUUCCUGCAAAGAUUAAGCUGAUGCCAGAACCAUGGACUCCUGAAUCAGGAUUAGUAACUGCUGCUCUGAAGUUGAAGAGGGAACAACUGAAGGCCAAAUUUAAGGAUGAUUUGCAAAUGCUAUAUGGUUAAAACCGAACAAUAGAUCGUACCGCCAAGAUUAUGUGUUUGCUUGCUAGCUUUUUCUCACUUAUAAUUCGUUUUUCUGAUAGUCGUCUUGACAGCCUUUUGUUUUUAUUAGGCGAUUAUUUAAUCUACGUUCUCUUCGAGUAUUCCAAAACUUGUGCUAUUCGUAAAAGUAUAGGCGGAGAACAUGAUGAAAAUUCACUUUUUCAAUACUUUCUCA